AUGAAAAAGAUUCGGACGAAGGCUUCGACGGACACGAAGCUCCGUCAGAGAUGCGAGGGACAAAUCGGAAAGCUCUGUGUUGGGCCUGUUUGGCUCGAUUUAGGUGAUCUGGACACAUAUGAACCGAACGCAGACGUUGUGUUUCUGCUGGUAGACAUGCGGAACUCCGAAGAUGCCGUUGUUUACAUCCAUAACAGCGCCACCUCCGAGACGGUGGAUAUUGUUGGCAGCGAUGACUUCGGAGGUCACAUGGUCAUAAUAAAAUGGGAGGCUGAACAUUUUUUGAAGUGCUACGGUGCAAUGAGAGUUGCUAUGGUAAAGGCUAAGCUUCCUGAGGGCAGUUCUACAUAA
Molecule: messenger RNA, 351 nt
Organism: Colletotrichum abscissum
Lineage: Eukaryota; Fungi; Ascomycota; Sordariomycetes; Glomerellales; Glomerellaceae
Exons: 2
Coding region: 1-351 (116 amino acids)
Source: RefSeq, a predicted model, not a curated record